Messenger RNA from Procambarus clarkii (red swamp crayfish), 3114 nucleotides. NCBI's taxonomy places the organism in Eukaryota, Metazoa, Arthropoda, Malacostraca, Decapoda, Cambaridae. The record is from RefSeq and is a predicted model, not a curated record.
AUGGAAGUAGUCAUUACAGUUAGAACAAAUUCCGUCGAUGAAGCUAUCUUAAGUCCUAUUAAAGCAAAUAACCCUUUGUGGGUGACGGAGACGAACAAUAGUGGUGUUGUUUGUGUUGCGGAGAACAAUAGUGGUGUUGCAGAGAACAAUAGUGGUGUUGUUUGUGUUGCGGAGAACAAUAGUGGUGUUGCAGAGAACAAUAGUGGUGUUGUUGGUGUUGUAGAGAACAAUAGUGGUGUUGUUUGUGUUGCAGAGAACAAUAGUGGUGUUGCAGAGAACAAUAGUGGUGUUGUUUGUGUUGCGGAGAACAAUAGUGGUGUUGCAGAGAACAAUAGUGGUGUUGUUGGUGUUGUAGAGAACAAUAGUGGUGUUGUUUGUGUUGCAGAGAACAAUAGUGGUGUUGCUUGUGUUGUAGAGAACAAUAGUGGUGAUGUUUGUGUUGCAGAGAACAAUAGUGGUGUUGUAGAGAACAAUAGUGGUGGUGUUUGUGUUGCGGAGAACAAUAGUGGUGUUGCUUGUGUUGUAGAGAACAAUAGUGGUGAUGUUUGUGUUGUAGAGAACAAUAGUGGUGUUGUUUGUGUUGCAGAGAACAAUAGUGGUGUUGUAGAGAACAAUAGUGGUGGUGUUUGUGUUGCAGAGAACAAUAGUGGUGUUGUUUGUGUUGCAGAGAACAAUAGUGGUGUUGUUUGUGUUGCAGAGAACAAUAGUGGUGUUGUUUGUGUUGCAGAGAACAAUAGUGGUGUUGUAGAGAACAAUAGUGGUGUUGUUUGUGUUGCGGAUAACAAUAGUGGUGUUGUUUGUGUUGCAGAGAACAAUAGUGUUGUUUGUGUUGUGGAGAACAAUAGUGGUGUUGCAGAGAACAAUAGUGGUGUUGCUUGUGUUGUAGAGAACAAUAGUGGUGUUGUUUGUGUUGUAGAGAACAAUAGCGGUGUUGUUGGUGUUACAGAGAACAAUAGUGGUGUUGUAGAGAACAAUAGUGGUGUUGUUGGUGUUACAGAGAACAAUAGUGGUGUUGUAGAGAACAAUAGUGGUGUUGUUGGUGUUACAGAGAACAAUAGUGGUGUUGUAGAGAACAAUAGUGGUGUUGUUGGUGUUACAGAGAACAAUAGUGGUGUUGCAGAGAACAAUAGUGGUGUUGUUGGUGUUACAGAGAACAAUAGUGGUGUUGCAGAGAACAAUAGUGGUGUUGUUGGUGUUACAGAGAACAAUAGUGGUGUUGCAGAGAACAAUAGUGGUGUUGUUGGUGUUGCAGAGAACUUAAUAAUGACAAUUAUCAGGAGAAAUAGCUUAGCCAGUAUGACUAGCGUAUACAAGGGUUACGAGGACACUGGUGCCCUGUGUGUUACACAGAAUAAAGGGGAACUACUCAACACGGGAGAGCAAAGUGCUGAAGAUGCAGAUAACAAUGCAACUGAUCAUGAUAAUGAACUAAAUGCCAGUGAGAGUGAGAAUUGUAAUGAAGAUGUUGGAGACGAUGAAGUGAAUACAGGUGCUGAUAAAAGUUAUUGGAAGGACACUAGCAGUGAAGAUGAUGGUGGAGGUGGAUGUCCGCCUCAGACCGUACACGCCACAUCCCAGAUGGUUCAGCCGAUACACUCGUUCACGUCAAUGUUUGCUGAUGAAAAUUAUGAACAGGUUGCUAGAGUUCAACACCAGCAACUGCAAAGUAAUGAAGAUGAAAACUGCAAUCGGGACGCCGAACUCACUCACACAACCAAGCCCACAACCAAUCACACAACCAAGCCCACAACCAAGCCCACAACCAAGCCCACAACCAAGCCCACAACCAAUCACACAACCAAGCCCACAACCAAGCCCACAACCAAUCACACAACCAAGCCCACAACCAAUCACACAACCAAGCCCACAACCAAGCCCACAACCAAUCACACAACCAAGCCCACAACCAAGCCCACAACCAAGCCCACAACCAAUCACACAACCAAGCCCACAACCAAUCACACAACCAAGCCCACAACCAAGCCCACAACCAAUCACACAACCAAGCCCACAACCAAGCCCACAACCAAGCCCACAACCAAGCCCACAACCCACACAACCAAGCCCACAACCAAUCACACAACCAAGCCCACAACCAAGCCCACAACCAAUCACACAACCAAGCCCACAACCAAGCCCACAACCAAUCACACAACCAAGCCCACAACCAAGCCCACAACCAAGCCCACAAACCAAGCCCACAACCAAUCACACAACCAAGCUCACAACCAAGCCCACAACCAAGCCCACAACCAAGCCCACAACCAAUCACACAACCAAGCCCACAACCAAGCCCACAACCAAGCCCACAACCAAGCCCACAACCAAGCCCACAACCAAGCCCACAACCAAGCCCACAACCAAUCACACAACCAAGCCCACAACCAAGCCACAACCAAGCCCACAACCAAGCCCACAACCAAGCCCACAACCAAGCCCACAACCAAGCCAACAACCAAGCCCACAACCAAGCCUACAACCAAGCCCACAACCAAUCACACAACCAAGCCCACAACCAAGCCCACAACCAAUCACACAACCAAUCACACAACCAAGCCCACAACCAAGCCCACAACCAAGCCCACAACCAAGCCCACAACCAAGCCCACAACCAAGCCCACAACCAAUCACACAACCAAGCCCACAACCAAGCCCACAACCAAUCACACAACCAAGCCCACAACCAAGCCCACAACCAAGCCCACAACCAAUCACACAACCACGAAGAUCCGGUAUGAUCACUCCUGCAGGAAGAUCCGGUAUGAUCACUCCUGCAGGAAGAUCCUGUAUGAUCACUCCAACAGGAAGAUCCUGUACGAUCACUCCAACAGGAAGAUCCUGUACGAUCACUCCAACAGGAAGAUCCUGUACGAUCACUCCAACAGGAAGAUCCUGUACGAUCACUCCUACAAUAAGAUCGUCAUGAUUGAUCCGUCAAGGAACAGCAACGCAGUCUGCUCUAAGGUCAAUACGAUGAGGCGUUCCAGAGGUAUUGAAAAGAAAUCCGACAGAAGGAAAUGGUACGGGUUCCAUGAUGGGGAUGCGUAUUCAAGAGCAUCCCCAUCAUGGAACCAUGGAACCAUCAUGGAACAAUCUCAUCUCCGCUGUAUAUAG